Molecule: messenger RNA, 2752 nt
Organism: Physcomitrium patens
Lineage: Eukaryota; Viridiplantae; Streptophyta; Bryopsida; Funariales; Funariaceae
Product: P-loop NTPase domain-containing protein LPA1 homolog 1
Source: RefSeq, a predicted model, not a curated record
GCCUGACGAGGCUCCAGGGCCCGAGCAAUCUCGCCCUCGCUCGACCAGGAAGAGGAGGAGGGGGAGUUGCUGGCCCGGCGCGUCUCCUGCAUCUCUGCGCUGCGCCGCGCUUCUCUACUUCUCUUCUGCAUGCACACCGUUGUCGUCGUCGCCAUCCGGCCAUCGGAGCUUACACCGCAGCUGAUGGAAUUAGAAAUCUGCCGAAGUCAACCGUUGCCUGUGCCCGUGACAGGGAACCUUGUGUGAGGGAGUUCGGAGCACAGGACUGGAACAGAUAUUUGAUCUACUUCAUCUUUAGUCGUCAACAUGGUGAAAGCUCAGAAGAUCCUGGAGGCACAGUUGCAAUGUGCUAAUGUGGAAGAGAGCUCAGUGUUGCAAACUUCGAAGUCCCUCGAGGGAACAAAAUUACUGUACAUAUUGGUCCAAGAUGACCCCGGGUCUGGGGUAAAUGAAGGGGAGCAAGGCCCAUCUCAUCGUUACACGCGGCCAUUGUUAACCAGCACGCUUCAGCUUAUGGGUUGCAAGCCUCGACAUGCCAUCAAGAUUAGCAACCGUGUUUUCGAAGUCAUCCGAAGCGAGAUGCCUCCAAAGCAACCCAAGAGGGAUAGAUUCCUAGGUCUCGCACCUUUGGCGGAUAUCGACAAAAAAGAUUCUAAAGAACAUGAUUCGAAUGGGUUCAAAGUGAAUCCUAAACCACUUAAGAAGCGGUCGACUGUGACCGUGAGCAGGGAGAAAUUCCUAAAUGUGGUGUGCGAGGGAUUGUCACAGUAUCAGUAUUUGGGUCCCAAGCAGCGGACAGAUCUCAUGGUUGCUUGUCGGAUUCGAGAAAGAAAGACUUCAGUGACUGUUUUACUAUGUGGGACGAGUGGUUGCGGGAAGUCUACACUGGCUUCUUUACUUGGACACCGUCUUGGGGUCACGACGGUGGUAUCCACUGAUUCUGUUCGACACAUGAUGCGUGGAUUUGUUAGUGAGGAGGAGAACCCACUGCUUUGGUCUUCUACCUACCAUGCUGGAGAAUUUCUGGACCCAGAGGCUGUGUCGGAGGCGAUUCGAAAGAAAAAAGUUCAAAUGCGCACACCAUCAACAGGCUCGUCAACUCCCAUUGACUCUAGCAGUCUCGUAGACCUGGAAUCCAAACUUGCUAUUUGCAACGGAGAUGGUUCGUUCAACAAUGGUAAUGGAUCCAGCAGCAAUGGCAAUGGUAAAGGUUUGCAAGCAGAUGAGUAUCCCAGCUUGAGGCCCUCUGGGAGUGGGAAGCUAGAGAAUGGUGAGUGCUUGGUGAGUGCUAAGGUGAUGGCAGUGCAAGGUUUCAAGGCUCAAAGCGAGAUGGUGAUGGACAGUCUGGAUAGACUCAUUACAGGCUGGGAGAAGAGAAGGGAGUCCGUUGUUGUUGAGGGCGUUCAUUUAAGUUUGAAUUUUGUGAUGGGACUGAUGAAGAAGCAUCCAUCGAUCAUACCGUUCAUGAUAUACAUCGCUAACGAAAGCAAGCACAUGGAGAGGUUUGCAGUUCGUGCAAAGUACAUGACACUGGAUCCGUCCAAGAACAAGUAUGUUAAGUAUAUUCGAAAUAUCAGGACCAUUCAAGACUAUUUGUGUAAGCGUGCUGAUAAGCAUCUUGUGCCCAAGAUUAACAAUACCAAUGUCGAUAAGAGUGUGGCUGCCAUUCAUGCUACAGUUUUCAACUGCUUGCGGCGAAUGGGGGAUGGGGAGGGGCUGCUUGACCUGAAUACAAAUACUGUUAAAGUCGUUCACCAAGAGUAUACUAAACAGUACACCGCAUCAGCUUUAGGUUCUAAGAGUAUGUUCCAAUUAAUCCAACGCAAAGGAUCUUCCCGAAAUCUAUUGGCCAUCAUGAAUGAUGAUGGUUCAAUAGAUAAAGCAUGGCCAGUGGAGAGUGCAAAGAAGUCAGAGGCGAGUGUUGUUGAGCAUAAAACGUUUGGUACUACACUCUACGGACCACUGUCCGUUGGUUCUGCUGAACCUGUUCGUUUGCAAUUUGGUAACCUUGGUUUGAGUGCGUGGCAAAGUGAUAAUGGGACCUCUAGUGAAGUCACCAUCUCAGGAGCUAAUCCUCACGCGGGCGAGGGCGAUCCCAGAAAUGGUGAUCUUCGUUCUGCAGCAGCUAGCUCAUCUGGUAUCGGCCCAGAUAAAGAGCUCAAGGAAGAAAUAGAGGUUAAUGGAAGUGAUGAAGAGCUGGAGGAAGAGGACGAAGCUGCUGAAAGAGAAGGGGAGACGAGUGGGUCUGAACUGGAGCGUGUUGAACAGGAUGAAAUGGAAGGGUCUGUAGAUGAUGGAAGUGGCCGGUCCGAAGGUGAAGAUGAUAUCGUUGCCAGGGAAGAGGACGACGCAUACUGGGAGGUUGAGGAUUCAAGUCCCGUGCCUAGGUCUUCGCCUCCAAUUAUUUUGAAAGACAAAAAAGCGCACAUGCUACGAUUGCGAUCCUUUGAUAAAGUAGCUGCUGCUCGUGGUGCUCCCGUGUUGCGAAGAGCCAACUCGCACAACGUGCGGUCCAGCUCUAAAAAGCAUUCGCCUAAAAGAUAUUCCCCGAAAAGACAUUCACCGAAAUCUAUAAUUCAGGCAGCCAUCGCCUCCGCAUCUCCAUAAUUGUGUAACCCUGCUGUGGUCUUUUCUUCAAGUGGAGUCGUCUUCCAGCUCAUCCAACUUAUUGCUGUAGGAAGUGUCUAAGUUUUGACGAGGAAUUGGCAUUCAAAUUGUAGCAACAAUUGUACAUAAAAUCUUCGCCUUAGCA